This is a messenger RNA of Dothidotthia symphoricarpi CBS 119687, 393 nucleotides long. RefSeq names its product DUF636 domain protein. The coding region runs from base 1 to 393 and encodes 130 amino acids. The record is from RefSeq and is a predicted model, not a curated record. Lineage: Eukaryota; Fungi; Ascomycota; Dothideomycetes; Pleosporales; Dothidotthiaceae. Gene Ontology annotation, molecular function: carbon-sulfur lyase activity. The transcript has 2 exons.
AUGCUCGAAGGAGGUUGCUGCUGUGGUGCGGUCCGCAUCCAGUCUACUGGCGAGAUCCAGGCUAAGGCCGUCUGUCAUUGCCUUGACUGUCGCAAAACCACUGGCUCAACAUACUCCACCAACGUCAUUGUUGCAGGUAGUGGCUUUUUUGUGACCAAGGGCACUCCCAAAAGGUUCUCGAAGAAGGCCGAUAGCGGCAAGACAAUUACGUCAAACUUUUGCGGCGACUGUGGCUCUACGCUCUGGCGUGAGAGUGAGACUUUUGGCGAUACGAAAAUCACCAAGGUUGGCGUGAUAGACGGUACAAGUGCUAUAGAAGACGCGAAACCAGCAGUUGAACUGUUUGUUGCGGAGAGGGUUUCCUGGGUAUCAGCUGUUGCUGGUGCUGAGUAA